AUGGCGAUAACUACUUGGCUAAGAGUUGUUCGAGAAGUUCUUAAUAAUUUUGGAAGAUUUGAUUAUAAAUUAUGGGGAAUUUUAAUAUUAUUAACCAUAAUUGUUGAUAUAAUAUGUAGAAAUGAUUUUGGUGGAAUAGGAAAUCUUUAUCAAUAUAUAAAACAUGAAGUUUCGAAUCCUCCCGUAUUACCGGAUUUAACGGAUCUAACGGAUUUAACGGAUUUAAGUGAAUUAGAAUUACCAUCAACUUCUUCAUUUGACAGUAAUAAUAAUCAAAUUAAAAUAUCAAUAAAUAAUAGAUAA
Molecule: messenger RNA, 303 nt
Organism: Diversispora eburnea
Lineage: Eukaryota; Fungi; Glomeromycota; Glomeromycetes; Diversisporales; Diversisporaceae
Source: the annotation of a GenBank genome assembly